Polistes canadensis is the source of this 717-nucleotide messenger RNA. RefSeq names its product death-associated protein 1. Gene Ontology annotation, molecular function: death domain binding. NCBI's taxonomy places the organism in Eukaryota, Metazoa, Arthropoda, Insecta, Hymenoptera, Vespidae. The transcript has 3 exons. The coding region runs from base 131 to 439 and encodes 102 amino acids. Gene Ontology annotation, biological process: apoptotic signaling pathway; cellular response to amino acid starvation; negative regulation of autophagy. The record is from RefSeq and is a predicted model, not a curated record.
AUAUGUUGACGUCGACCACCGCAAAGCGUAGUACGGCGUGAUCUGUGUCAUUACAACGUUCGGUUAGCAUAUUGUACUUUUGUUAAAAAAGAAUAUCUUUUGUAUUUGAGUCUACAUACCGACACGAGACAUGUCGAGUACAGAGGAAUGUAAAUUAAAAGCCGGUCAUCCUCCAGCAGUGAAAGCAGGAGGAAUGAGGAUUACUCAACAUAAAACACCAAAAGAGGAUCGAGACGUGAAGCCAAGCAAGGACGUAGAUGAGAGCAAGCCUUCGAGCAGUCCGCCAAAAACUAUGAUGAUCAGUGGUGUACCCGCGAAAGGAAACGCCGAUUUUCCACCGGAAGCUGUGCAACAUUUUCACGAAAAACCUACGCCGACGCAUGACGCUCGGCCGGCUCACUGUUCGCGUCCAAUUAUCAUUCAGCAACCAAGGAAGUAAAAUUUGAGCGCGAAACGCGUCGUCACUGUUUGGGGAACCAUAGAGCGCAUUUCUACGGCCCAAAUAUUUUAUAUAAACGACGAUAUCUCGAGAAUUCUCGCACGAAUUACAUUCAUGCAUUUACAUAUACAUUCGUUGGAAAUCUUUGAAAAACAUAAAAAUAUUAAAAAAAAAAAAACAAACAAAACAAAAAAUACUACUCGUUAUAAGCAAAUAUUACUGCUUGUUUCGCGUUGAUAUCUUUUAAUUGUAAGUCUUCAAAAGAAAUAAAAGAUAUA